AUGAAGCUAACUCAGAUAACUCUGGCUCUGGCCGCUCUGCUGUCUACUGCCGCUGCUCAAGGCCUGGGUGAUUUGCCCGAUUGCGCGAAAAGCUGCGCAACCAGCUCAAUCCCCUCGAACUGUGGCAUUGAUGUGGCCUGCAUUUGCAAGAGUGAUACCUUCCUGAGCGAUAUUGCUUGCUGCGUGGCUGGCAAGUGCAGCCAGGCUGAGCAGGAGACUACCCUCGAGGUGGCCAAGAAGAUCUGCGCCCGUGGCGGAGUGACCGAUCUUCCCAGUGCCGUUGUUUGCUCAAGCUCAAGUGCUGGAACUGCCACAACCGCUACCACUACUGGAGCGUCUGCGUCGACCGCUGGCUCGUCCUCUUCGGCGGCUUCCUCUGCCGCUGCCACCACAGGCGCUGCCAUGCUCGGUCAGACCAAGGAUUCCUCUCUGCUGGCUGCCGCAGGAGUUGCUGCCGCUUUUGCAAUGCUCGUUUAA
Messenger RNA from Penicillium atrosanguineum, 477 nucleotides. Its product is annotated as CFEM domain-containing protein. Lineage: Eukaryota; Fungi; Ascomycota; Eurotiomycetes; Eurotiales; Aspergillaceae. Bases 1 to 477 code for a protein of 158 amino acids. The record is from RefSeq and is a predicted model, not a curated record. The transcript has 4 exons.